AUGCUGAAGUUUGCUCAACUUGGCCCAGCCGAGGAAGAGCAAUUGAGGAAGAGUGGUAUCGACCGCGCCAAACUUCGAAUAGAAUAUGAGGCGGCGCUGUCUUUGCUGCAGCAUCGCGCCUCAGAGGCGGCUGAGCUCCUACGACGCUUGGUCUUCGUGUCGGACGACCAAGGGGUGCCCUUGGCCUUGACCGCGGACCAGCGUGACCGGGUUUGGCUGCAGCGCUUCCACGUGUUGUGCUUGCAAAACCUGGGUGCUGCUCAGCAAGUGCUGGUUGGAAAGGAGCAGCAGGCCCUGGCCAGUUUGAAGGCCGCAGUGAAGUUGGAGAAGGAGUCUUCAACCGUCCCCAGGGCAUCUUUGUGGCGACAGCUCGCUGAUGCAGCGGCCACUGCUGGUGAUUGGCAGACGGCCACAGAGGCCUUGCAGCAGUGCCUUGGUGUUUGGCACACUGAGCGGCCGAAUGGCGGGCUGCCGGAGGCCGGGCUCUUGCGGGCAAUGGUGACCUGCGCAGUGCGGCUGGGGGAUUUGCCAAGGUCACAGCAAGCACUGUCACAGCUGGCGGAGCAAGACGCCUUGGAUGAAGGCGAGAAGUGGCUUCAGCAAAAAUUGAAGCGCCGAUUUGCGACCACCUUCUAUCACUUAGAACAUCCGACCGGAACCACUUCAGAGGUGGACCUCCUCAACGAGCACUACUCACGAGCCAAGCGCCGCCGGGCUGAGCGCAUGUCCACCAGCAGGGAGCUUCUCCAGAAAUUUUGCCCUCCGCAGGCGCACUGCCUGAUGCGCUUAAGCAUGCUGGAGUUCCUUCAAACGCUUCGCGCACUAGUUGCACAAGCUGUUCCGCCACAUCAACAAGUGUAUUUUGAUUUCAGCGAGUGUGCUGGGCGUCAGGACAGCCAGAAGGAGGCUGCAACGGAGGAGCACACACCGUCUGACCUCUUGCUGGAGGGCCUUCGAGCUAUGUUGGUGAAGCCCUGGCCACCGAGUGGUUCGGCCUCCCGCUGGUUGCUUCAACUGUUGGCCUCCGCACCGGAGUCCACCGUGACAGAGGAGACAGACAGCAUCUCCAGAUUUCUAGGGCUCAGUGAGGCAUCGAAGUGGAAGAGCAAGUGCCAAACUUUCCGCACUUGGUUGUUCGAUGUGAUCCGCUUUACAGCAGCGCACCGGGAAGAUAUUUUGCGGACCUCUAUGGACCUUUGUAAACUUACCUCUCUCCAGGUGGAGCUUCUUCACACGGUGGUCUUCUUCUCACAGCCAGUGGUGCGAUGCGAGAACUAUGACACCGGUUUGCGCAGCUUUUGGGCGCAUCGAUCCUUCCUGACCUGGGUCGUGCGGCCUUUGCGGGAAGGCGAAGAUGCAGAGCCGCGACAACUCCUGAGGGACUUCGUCCAAGAGCACGGACUGGCUUUAGCGGAAGCUUGUGCAGCCAUUGGCCGCCGGGCCCCUUGGCUCCUCACGGCCGGUCGGAGCCUAUUGCGCGCCUGGCUGUAUUGGCAUCCGCAGUUUGGGCUUUCGUCUUCGGAGGAUGUGGGGCAUCUACGCAACUGGCUGGAGGAAGGCCUUGGCUUUGAAAGUGCCACAGUGCUUGGGCGCUUGAAGGAAGAGAAUGAGGUUCGCUUGGCUGAAGCAGUCCACAAGAGAGAUUCGAAGGCGGAGGUGCUGGGGAUGCUUCACACGGGUGCGCAGCUGUUGGAGUAUGCCUUCCUUGCAGCGGCUAGCAGGGCCACUCCGCAGGAUCCACCAACCGAGGAGGCUCGUGAGCUGUCCCUGCUCCGUUGCUGGGCGUUGGCUUCAGUCUCGGGUGGUUUUGAUGACAUGACCCCGGAGAAGCUUUCGGUCAGGCUUCAGAAAGUCAGGCAGAAUCAGGACACGCCCAGGGAUGAGAUGGCGGUUGAGACCAGCCAGGCCAAGUUCCCCGGCGCUUGA
Messenger RNA from Durusdinium trenchii, 1926 nucleotides. NCBI's taxonomy places the organism in Eukaryota, Dinophyceae, Suessiales, Symbiodiniaceae. The record is from the annotation of a GenBank genome assembly.